Clarias gariepinus (North African catfish) is the source of this 946-nucleotide messenger RNA. It is a transcript of the gene banf1, whose product is annotated as BAF nuclear assembly factor 1. The record is from RefSeq and is a predicted model, not a curated record. NCBI's taxonomy places the organism in Eukaryota, Metazoa, Chordata, Actinopteri, Siluriformes, Clariidae. The transcript is spliced from 3 exons. Bases 204 to 476 code for a protein of 90 amino acids. Gene Ontology annotation, molecular function: DNA binding.
CGCAACCCUCCUGUUUUAUUCAGACUGGGGACUUUUAUCUCCUAUAUAGGGUGGUGUUUGUGAUUAUCAGCUUUUAAUUCAUACUGUGGUCAAUUAUAAUGUGGAGCAUCAUCAACCAUUUUUGUCAAACUGUGAGCAUGUGACAGACGAUAUAUUGGAGCAGUGUGAGGAGCAGAAAAAGUGGGAACACAGCUACGCCAGCAAUGUCGUCGACAUCACAGAAACAUAAGGAGUUUGUGGCGGAGCCCAUGGGUGAGAAGCCAGUGACGGCACUCGCUGGAAUCGGAGAUGCUCUUGGAGGGAGGCUGGAGGACAAAGGAUUCGACAAAGCGUAUGUUGUUCUCGGACAGUUCCUGGUUCUAAAGAAGGAUGAAGAGCUGUUCCGGGAGUGGUUAAAAGAAACCUGUGGGGCGAACUCCAAACAGCAGGGUGACUGUUAUGGCUGCCUUAGAGAAUGGUGUGACUCCUUCUUGUAAUUAGGCUCUUGUUCUUGUGUUGCUGUUCUAUUUGUUUUGUUUAUUUUUAGACACGGGUUUCUCUUUCAAAAAGAUGCAUCACUAGUUAGCAAGCACGGCUUUAGCACCAGAGUAGGAUUUCCAGACCCAAGACACGAGGCUUAUGCUGGCUUGUGUGUUUUUAUUGGAUUGUACCGAAACCAGACAGAUUAUUUUUGCCAACAUUUUAUUGUUUUAUUCCUUAUUAAUGAAACCAGAUCUGUUUAUAGCCAUUUCGAUUCAGUACUCCAGAUGCUCAUCAUCUCGUGCUAGUUAAACCUGGAACCUCCUGAUGGUUUUCUUUACAGAACGGACAACAUUGUUUUCCAACCACAUCCUGACACGAUGUUAAAGUUUUCAUACAUGUUUUAAUUAAAAGUCGCUACAGCUGUCUAGUCAUUAACUCAAAGAUGUUUUAAGAGAAUGUUCAAAAUAAAUGUGGUUCAACUGAA